AUGUUAGAAAAAAAGUUUGCUGACAUUGACAAGAAAUUUGAGAAUGUUUUGAAGAAGAACAAGAGGAAGUUGGAAAAUGCUCAGAUAAAACCCAUACAUGACAAGUUCUUAUUUGCUCAGAAUGGUAUAACAGGUCUAAUUGCACCACCUGGGUCGGGUAAGACUUUCACUUAUCUUAAAAUGGCUGCACAACAACAAGAACUAGAUGAGAAGAACCCAUUCUAUGAGUUAGUUGUCAUUUGUAGUACUUCGGGUCAAUUUGACCAAACCGUCAAUUCGUUCAAAGAUAUUAUAAAGAAGUCUAAGUUAGUAUGUAUAAAAGACUCUGAGUUGUUAGAUUGGAUAAAGAAGUACCAAAGAAGAGUUUUGAAGUACAAUGCUAUAAAUGAGUAUGUCAAUUCGAAGUUUAAAGACCCAAAUGAGGAAAUGCAGAGAAUAUUAGAGAAGAAACACUUCAGAAACAAACAGAAAGAGAUAGAAUACAUUUCGAAGAAAUUGCAAUCUUACGAUUGGAAGACUUACCCUCACAGAUGUCUUCUUAUCUUAGAUGACUUUGCUUCUCAUCCUUUGU
Trichomonas vaginalis G3 is the source of this 571-nucleotide messenger RNA. RefSeq names its product protein of unknown function, DUF4106 family. The record is from RefSeq and is a predicted model, not a curated record. The annotation marks the transcript as partial. The transcript has a single exon. NCBI's taxonomy places the organism in Eukaryota, Parabasalia, Trichomonadida, Trichomonadidae. Gene Ontology annotation, molecular function: hydrolase activity; DNA binding; ATP binding.